Molecule: messenger RNA, 5211 nt
Organism: Stylonychia lemnae
Lineage: Eukaryota; Ciliophora; Spirotrichea; Sporadotrichida; Oxytrichidae
Source: the annotation of a GenBank genome assembly
AUGACUAAUUAAGAAAAGAAUUAAACUGAUAAUUAAAACGAAUAGAAAUAGCAGCAGAAUAUUAUUUAGGGAUUCUAAGAUUUGAAUGGGAUGAGUAUGAUUCAAUUCGAUAAAAACAAUGAGACAAGCAAUAACAUAAAUUAGUCAUCAGUUAAUAUUAUGACUAAAGAUUAAGAGUAAUUUGAAGACAAUCCGAUUAAGCUUGAUCAAAUUGGGCUUGACAUUGAUUUGAGCAAUAUCAAUUACGAGAAAAAUAAUGAAUCAAUCCUAAUAGUAACUUAAGGAGAAAUAAAAUUUGAGUAAUCUUAGUCAAAAAUCAAAAGAUAAAUGAUUGAUAAUCCUAUCAUAGAAAAUGGCAAUACUUGGUAGAAGGUAAGUUUCACUAAAAGAAGAUCAGCUAACAAUGUAACAAAUAAUGGUGCAGAGAGUAAUAAGGCUAAAGCAACAAAUAACAACAUAAGUUCAAUUCAGAGUAGAAUAAUUUAAAAAUAGCAGAGUAAUCCUACUUAAAUAAUAGACUACGAUGAGAAAAACAUGAGUCAGUUCAAAUCAUCUUAGCUUCAAUAGCAUGACUUAAAGCGUAAAAAAUCUCUUAAAGUAAGAUAACCAGGUGAAAUAUUGCCUGUAUUUGAUUGUCUAUUCUGCUGCUAAGAACAUUUCGUCCUAAACAAGAUAAACGAAAGAACUCUUAUUGUUAAGUAUGCCAAUCAUCCUCUAAGAUAUGAAAUAUAAAGAGAUAAAUUAAUGCUGAACAUGCUUUUAAAGCAAAAGGAAGUCAGUAUCUUAAAUCAUUUAGUGGUUAAAAAUAUAGAACAAGAGUUUUAGCAGAUUGAGAAUAUCCAACAGUAAAUUGAACAACUAGAGGAAAAAAGAAGGCGUAAGGAAUCUAAAAUCUAGAAUGCUGAAACUAGUAAAGGAAUUCUAGCAUCGAUUACUUAAAAUAUUGUAUCUAAGCCGAUAGUGAUAAAACUGGCUCAAGUUACGAAGUAAAUAAAGUAACUAAACGAAAAGAAGUUGGAAUAAAUUGGCAAGGAAGCUAUAAUUAGCACUGCUAUAAAGCACAAAAGUAACGACAUUGAUAAAGAUUAAAGAAAUUUCUUCGGUGGAUUAAGUUGUGCAGAUAAUGAUACAGAGUCCUAGCAUUUUUCAAAGGAUAUUGAAGAAUCUGAGUCAUCAUUAGAAGAAUAUAGUGAAGAAGAGUAAGAGGAAGAAGAAUAUGAUGAUGAAGAUGAUGCUAGUGAAGAGAUUGAAGAGGAAGGCGAAGAUGAUGAGACCUCGAAAAAUGAAGAAGAUUAAGAACAUAUUGACAUUGAAGAGGAAGAUGAAGAACUUAAGGAGAUUGUUUAGGAAUACAAUAGAAAAGAAGAGGAACUAAAGAAGAGCCCAUAACUUAGUAAACAAGUUCACUACGUUUCUAAUGAGGGAAAUAAUGACAGUUAAAACAAUAUUUGUGGCAUUUCAAGCAUUGACCAAUAGAUUGAUGAAGAGGAUUUUGCAGGAAGUGAUGAAGACAAUCCAACUCCACUUACAAAUAACAUAAAUUUUAAUAACCCAACAUCUUUUACAAAUAUAACAGGUGGCGAGCCAAUAUAAAGCUACAAUCUUAAUAUUCAAGAAAAUCCUAUUUCUCGAGAUGAAGAUGACGAAGGCAAUGAAGAUUUCGAUGAUGAGGAAGAUGAAGAUGAGGAUGAGGAUUCUGAGAGAUAUACCUUUGGUGAGACAUCACUAAGUCCUGUUAGGGCUCUAGGAAGUACUUUGAUUGGAUAAGCUUAACUUUCUAAAAUUGAGCUACAAUACUAGCUUUAAAAAGUAAAUGACGAGUACUUUGAAUAGUAGUCUAUUUCCUAGGGUAGUCAUCAAAAGAAUGCCAUGCUGCUUGAUAUUAGUCCUGUUAGUUGUAAUAGAGUUUAAAGAGUACCAAAUUACAUGAUGGAUGGAACAGUGAUUUCAAAAGAUAUUGAUCAGUACAUGAAUAUUCAGUAAAAUGAUCAUGAUAUGGGAUCUAUCAGAGCCAAAAUAGAGUUCUACCCCUCUCAGGAAGUUGAUUCUCUUGAUAUUCAUAUUACUUCUGUCCCCACAUUACAAUAGCAAAGAUCUUUCGAUGAUUCAUCAAACUUUAUUACUUAAUAGCAUUUCCCUUAAAAAAGUUAGGUGCAUUUCGAAGAUGAUUCCGAGGAGUUUUCUAAUAAAUUUCCUUUUCAAAAAUAACUCUAAUACUCUUAUGAAUAAAAAAGCAAUGAAUAUGACACUAAUCCUGUGGAUUAAUCGAAGCUCUAAAGCUAGAUUAAAUUCUAGUGUUAAACUAACACUAACUAAAAUGACUAGAUAGAUAAAAGACUCCAAAUAAUCCAGGAAAAACAGCAACAGAGCAAGUCAUUUACGACUAAUACUUAUAAAACCAAUCAUUAGAAACUAAUCCCUAUGCAGUAAUUCAACAAAUUUCAAGGUUAAACUAACUAAAUAACACCUACAUCUAAUAAAAAUGAUCAAGGAGCUAUCAGAGAUGCUAAUUACCAUCUAUAAUCCUAAUUUUUUACUAAAUAGGAAAAAGAGUAGAUCUAGGAAUUUAUAAAAAACAAAAAAUUUCCUCUCAAAAAAUCAAAAUAGGUAGUUGCUAAUAGCUAAAAUAGUAAAAUUAAUAAUCAUCUUGGCUCAUUUGAUUCUAUCAAGUAGAAAAGAGUGGAUUCUUAAAUUGCAUAGAGAACAGGCUCAUAAAUCGACAACAAUCAAUGCGAUAUAAUUUAAGUUGAAGCCACAAAAUAAUCUAUCUACAAGUAAAAGACUCAAGCUUUAUGCACUCCAAUUGAUACAAACGAUAAUAUUCUACUUUAAUAUGGCAUUAAUGGUGCUUAAUCAAAAACCAAUAAGACUACUGUAAAUCAAAAUACCAGAAGAUAAAACAGCACUAGCAAUGGCAAUAUGUUUUUAGUUUAGAAUCAAAAUGGGACUACAUCAUAAUCCAAUAUACUCUUUGUAGGUGAGAAUAUGCCAAUGACUGGAUAACUAUUAACAAAUAGGAAGCAUAAUGAAUAAUUUUUCAGUAUAAAAGUUCCUGCAUCAGAAAAACCUCAGAAUGGAAAAAAGUAAUUUCAAAGAAUUACAGAAAAAAAUUAUAUGUAGUACUCAGAGCAAAUUGUCAGAAAUCAAUAAUAAAGCCUUUAGGUAAAUAAGAAUUCAAGCAUGAAAACAGUUAAUCCUACAUAAAGUCCAAGUGUUUUGAAGCAAAGCUAAAGAAUUCUAAAUACUAAUGGUUAAAGUAUGAAUGAUGCUAUGUCUCAUAUGAGUGUAAAUUAAUUAAGCAAAAAGGAUAUUGAUCAUUUCUUGAAAUCAGCACUUUGUAGUAGCAGAUACCAAACAACAUCAAAUAAUCAAUCACAUUUCAACAAUCUCUUUAAGCAGUCUAUAGACAUGACAAAUUACGAUAAGAUGAGCAAAAGCAAUGGAAAGAAAAAAAGAAAGUCUAAAGUAUCACUCUCCAAGAAUAAUCAUACUAAUUCAAUCAGUGAUAAUAAAAAAAUAAUCAAAGCAAAGAAGUCUACCAAAAAGAUCAAAUAACCUAAGAACUUUUUAAAUUAGCAAGAGUACUAUCAGUAGAAACAGCAGUAGCAUUAGGAUAUGUAGAACUACGCUAAUAUCUGUAACUCAAUGAAUUUCAGCAAUGAUUACUCAAUUCCAUCUAUCCUAAGCAAUGGAGGGCUACAAUAACCAAUUAAUUAAAAAUCAUCAAGCAUGAAUUCAGGUCAAAUCGAUCAUAAAUCUUCAUAAAAACAGUUGAUGUAUCAAUCAAUUUAAGAUGCUUAGAAUAUGCUUCAUAAUAUUAACUAUUGCAACAAUACAAACAUCUAGGACACCUCCAAUAACUUCCCAUAUAGUGGUUCAUUAUAAGCUGAGAUGAGCACAACCUGUAUAUCAAAUGGCUGCAAUUCAAACUAAAUGAUUUAAAAUGGAAAUACAAAUUAGAUUAAUCUGAGUAAUAUCUAAACCAACUAGUUUAAUCAGCAUUUAAUUUAGCAAAAUAGCAUGAACUAAAGCUCUACCACAAAUAAAAAGGGUUAUAGGAAAUAAUAAUAGCUUUAAUAACUUCAGCAUAUCAAUAACAACAUGCAAAUGAACAAAGAUCAACUGCAAAAGAUGAAUAGUAGCAUAGAGGAGAUGACUCUUUUUAAUUUACUAUCGAGUAUGAAUAUCAAGAAGCAGCCAAAACAGAUUAAGAAUGAUAAUAAAAUAAUCCAUAAAAAUGCAAAGCUUAGUCAAAGAGGCUCAAUAAGUGUUCAAAGAAGCUAAAACUUUAAUGGCUAUAGUUCUAUCGAAAAAUCUAUAGCAAAUAAGAAUACUGAUCCCUCAAUAGAUCCUAAACACUAAACCACAAAUAUAUUGGUUAAUAACAUGAACUAAAUUAUACCAGGUCAUCAUGGUCAAUUCUCUUUCAGUCAAAAUAAUGUAAAGCUCAACUAAACUACCAAUCUUAACAAAACUACUACUGGUGCUCAUAGAAAAAGAAUGAGUAAGGGAGGGAGCGGAACUACGAAUGGUAAUACUUUUAACAAUGUUAAUAUUCAAAUAAAUACAACUUCAAGCAGCUCCACACUUAAGAAUACAUCUGUUUAAGCCUAGAGAAGAGAUAAUGUUUAGAGAACAAGGAGCACAAGCAAAUCAAAUCACAAUAUCAAGACUGACCUCCCAACUCAUCAAUUACUUUUAACCAAUUAAGUGGCAGUAUCAUAAUAGGUCUUACUAAAGAAUAAGUAAAUACUAUUCUAAUCAAACAUCUAACCUCCCUCUUUGAAUCUCACAAAUGGCGGAAUCAAGCUAAGUUAAGCUAAGAAUGUAACUAUGAAAAGGAAAAAGGUCUUAACUACUUCAACUGAUUAGACUAACACUUAUCAUUAAGAUUUAACGUCUUAGUCCAGGCAGAUUCAAAAUAAUUCUAGAAUCAGCAAUAAGACAUCUUAUCCUCAAUAAGAAAAGGGAAAGAUGAAUUAAUUUACUGGGUUAACCAACAAAAACUUCUAAGAAUUGGGGUAAUUAAAUGGAACUAGCAAAAUUCUAAUGAGUACAAUUACCUCCCCUCUAAGACCCUUAGCCACGAAUAAUCCUCUGGGUAUAGGGUAAAGCCUAAACCUGGGACAUGUUAAUAACAUAAGCCUAGGAGGCGUGAAGAAAGAUAUAUACCAUGCAAAUCUUAAAGAAACUUUGGAAAAAUAAAAGUGA